Molecule: messenger RNA, 2858 nt
Organism: Juglans regia (Persian walnut)
Lineage: Eukaryota; Viridiplantae; Streptophyta; Magnoliopsida; Fagales; Juglandaceae
Product: kinesin-like protein KIN-13B
Exons: 12
Coding region: 371-2497 (708 amino acids)
Biological process (GO): microtubule-based movement
Molecular function (GO): ATP binding; microtubule motor activity; microtubule binding
Source: RefSeq, a predicted model, not a curated record
UUUUUCGUCACGAUAAUUAAUUAUUUGAUUUGAUUUCACUCAGAGAGGCUUCUAUUUCUGUUUCCUUGCAUCUUUGCGGCCUCUACACUCUGAUAAAGGCUUUUUUUCACAAAGAGAGAGAGAGAGAGAGACUGAGAGAGUGUUUUAGACAGAGAAUGUGAAGCUCCGAUUCAGUGCUUUAAUCAGAUUUGACGACGAUAUAGAGGAAGAAACUUCGAUCGCAACUCAAUCCGGUUUUAGACGGAGAAAGUGAAUUCUGAGAGGGAAAUCCACAAGAGUGUGUUUUGCAGGGUUUAAGCUUAAUCGGAAUUCAAGAGAGAGGUUCCGAGUCGGCAGCAUUUCGACCGCGUUUUGAUCUGGUCUUUGAGAGAUGAACGGGGCGGGGAGGCAGGGGCAGAGAUCUGGUGCUGCGGGGGUGCACCACCAGCGCCAGUACUCGGGAAACUUUCUGGAUAAUUCGUCCAAUGAUCGCUGGCUUCAGUCCACUGGUCUUCAGCACCUCCAUUCCUCCAGCUCUUCCAUUCCUCCUCUUCAGCAGGACCACGGGUUCUAUGGUGCUGGUGGUGGUGGAGGAGGAGGGCGGGGGUCGAUGAUGUAUAGGAAUGGGCAAAGUGGAUUAAGUGGAGGAAAUGAGUUUUACUUGGAGCCAUCAACGCCUCCCGGUAACUCUCGGUCGAGGAAGAAUGGUGAAGAUUCGACCAAUGAGUUCAGUCCGGGACUCUUGGAUCUGCAUUCUUUCAAUACAGAGCUUCUAACCGAGAUGCCGGUCUCUGGUCUGUAUGAUGGUGCUUCUAUGUAUCAUCAUAUUCGUGGCAGAAGCUUUGAUGACACUGAUCCCUACAUUUCAAACAACAAACAAACUGGCAGAACUCGUGGUCUGCCGGAAAACAACCUCAUGAAGAGCUUCACAACAGAUAAAGAGAAAUCCAGUUCUAUAGCAAAGAUUAAAGUUGUGGUGCGCAAGAGACCACUUAAUAAGAAGGAAUUGGCAAAGAAUGAGGAAGAUAUUAUAGAGACACAUUCUAAUUCCCUUACAGUUUAUGAGACAAAACUUAAGGUUGACCUUACAGAAUAUGUGGAGAAGCAUGAAUUUGUUUUUGAUGCAGUGCUGAAUGAGGAGGUCUCAAAUGAUGAGGUGUAUCGUGAGACAGUCGAGCCCAUAGUUCCCAUAAUUUUUCAACGCACAAAAGCUACUUGCUUUGCAUAUGGGCAAACAGGGAGUGGAAAAACUUAUACAAUGAAGCCAUUACCCCUCAAAGCAUCACGUGAUAUCUUGAGGUUGAUGCAUCACACUUACCGGAAUCAAGGCUUUCAGUUGUUUGUGAGCUUCUUUGAGAUAUAUGGAGGAAAACUAUAUGAUCUCCUCAAUGAUAGGAAAAAACUUUGCAUGAGAGAGGAUGGGAAGCAGAAAGUUUGCAUUGUUGGCUUGCAAGAGUACAAAGUAUCAGAUGUGGAAACAAUUAAGGAGCUCAUUGAGAAAGGAAGUUCCACAAGAAUUACUGGAACAACUGGUGCAAAUGAGGAAUCCUCCCGUUCACAUGCCAUACUUCAGCUUGCUAUCAAGAGGUCAGUUGAUGGCAGUGAGUCAAAGCCACCUCGUGUUGUUGGAAAGCUCUCCUUUAUAGAUCUUGCUGGAAGUGAACGUGGUGCAGACACUACAGAUAAUGACAAACAGACAAGAAUGGAAGGUGCUGAGAUCAAUAAGAGCUUACUUGCAUUAAAGGAAUGCAUUAGGGCUCUUGACAAUGACCAGGGUCAUAUUCCUUUCAGAGGCAGCAAAUUGACAGAAGUACUGAGGGAUUCAUUUGUUGGUGACUCGCGCACGGUUAUGAUAUCAUGCAUAUCACCAAGCUCCGGGUCAUGUGAACAUACUCUGAAUACAUUAAGAUAUGCUGACAGAGUGAAGAGUCUUUCGAAGGGAACCAAUCCUAAGAAGGAUAUAUUAUCAUCAACAUUCAACCUUAAGGAAUCAACUACUGUGCCCUUGUCUUCAGUUCCUGCAUCCAACUUUGAGGAGGAUGCAUCUGACUCAUCACCUGAACAGACUGAAAGGGAUGAUUUUGAUGCAUCUGAAGAGCCCUAUCAGGUAGGAAACCCUUUUUGGAAGAAGAAUUGGAAGAUAGAGUCGUACAAUCUCUCUACUUCAGAGGACAGAAUAAGGAAGCCGAAUGGUCAGACUAAAUGGAAGGACCUGCCAAAAUUUGAAUCCAAGAACUCUCAUUCAGAUGAUUAUCUGUCUGCCCUCUUACAGGAGGAGGAAGAUCUUGUAAAUGCUCACCGAAAACAAGUAGAGGAGACAAUGAGUAUUGUUAGAGAGGAGAUGAACCUGCUGGUUGAGGCUGACCAACCAGGGAAUCAUCUGGACGAUUAUAUUUCCAGAUUGAAUGCUAUUCUAUCCCAGAAGGCUGCAGGCAUCCUGCAACUACAAAAUCGUUUGGCUCAUUUCCAGAAGAGUUUGAAGGAGCAUAACGUUUUAGAAUCUACUUGUGGUUACUGAUUUCAUUUGGAGGGGGAAUGCCAGUGAAUCAUACAGGGUCAAAAUCAUUUUAAGAAUAACGGGGUUAUGCCGUUUUCGAUUCUAAUUGGAGCAUUAUGCGAUGCGGCAUCUCGUGGCAGCGUGCUGGAUUAUUCACUACUCAAGUCUCUGUCUUUGGUAAUGUUUGCUGGAUUUGAGGGUUGGAGUUUUUCCUUUGAUUAAGAGGUUCAAGUUCUCUUUCAUGGUAUAUUAUAGAUAUAAUUCUUUUUUCCCCCAUAAGCAAGCUAUGGACAAGAUGUUGGAUUCAUAUGCCGAGUGGCAUGCUUCUGUAAAGAUUUACAGCACUGUAAUUUGACAAUAAAUUGAAUGGUUCUUGUUUGAA